AGAGAGGGAGAGAGAGAGAGUAAUCUAAUACAUGUGUAGUGUGAUUAAAGGAAGAGCUUCACCGCUGUUGACAUUUCAGAUGAAUGUGAGGCUCCGAGAAAAGGAUAUUAAACAGAAAUCUGAAAAAAACCACGCAGAAGAGGAAGAGAAAGGGUUAAAAGUCCAAAUCUAUCAGAGGGAGCUCUCUCUCUCUCUCUCUUUCCCUCUCUCGUCCUCCGCUGCCGCCUCUCUCUCCACCUGUUAGUGCGAGCCCUGAUGUUUCACAUCCACCUGUUUGUGUAGGAAUCUCCUCCACUCACACAAUCAGAGACUCUAUGACGGUGCGGAGAGGAAAGAAGCUCAGCAUCUCCAUCCAGGAACACAUGGCCAUUGACGUUUGCCCCGGCCCCAUCAGACCCAUCCGACAGAUCUCCGCCUACUUCCCCCGCCUGUCCCCCACCUCCCCCGGCCCCGUCUCCCCGAACCCUGCCUCCUCCCCCCUGGCUCUCAGCCCUGGCUCCGUGGCCUCCGGGAUGGGCGGGGCUAACCUGCUGUCUCCUCUGCUGGCCCACGGCCGGACUGGUGGCGGCGGCUCUUUGUCACUGACCAGCAGUGUGGACACGUCGGUGGAGAUCAACAGCUCCGACAGUGACGACUGCACUGCUCUGGGAACGCUGGAGUUUGAGCUGAGAUACGAGCAGAGCUCCAGCGAGCUGCACUGCACCGUGCUGCGGGCCAAGGGUCUGAAGCCGAUGGACUUUAACGGUUUGGCCGACCCGUACGUCAAGCUGCACCUGCUGCCUGGAGCCUGCAAGGCCAACAAGCUGAAGACGAAGACGAUCCGUAACUCUCUGAAUCCGGUGUGGAAUGAAACGCUCACUUACAUCGGAAUCACAGAAGAAGACAUGCACAGGAAGACGCUCAGGUUGACGGUGUGUGAUGAAGACAAGUUGACUCAUAAUGAGUUGAUCGGAGAGUCUCGUGUUCCUCUGAAACGAGUGAAACCAAACCAGACCAAACACUUCCACACCUGCCUGGAGCACCCGCCCCCGCUCCCAUCUCCAACCGCCAUGGGAGAAGCUCUGCGAGGAAUCUCCUGCUACUUAAGAGAGUGGGAGAACGAGCAGUUGCACAGCCUCGAGGAGAGAGGUCGCCUCCUGCUGUCGCUGCAGUUCCUGCCUCCGCUGAACGCCGAUGGCGGAGACGUGGAUGCUGGCGGUGUUGGCAGCGAAGGCCGGCGCGGCGGCGGGCUCUGUGUGGGCGUGAAGCGCUGCGCUCACCUCGCCGCCAUGGACGUCAACGGCUUCUCCGACCCCUACGUCAAGAUAUAUCUGAAGCCAGAUAUACAGAAGAAAUCCAAACACAAAACAGCCGUGAUGAAGAAGACGCUGAACCCUGAAUUCAACGAGGAGUUCUUCUAUGAGAUUUCUCUAUCGGAGCUCAGCAACAAAACUCUGGAGGUGACGGUGUGGGACUAUGACCUGGGACGCUCCAACGACUUCAUCGGCGGCGUAUGUCUCAGCUGCCACUCGCAGGGCGACGGCCUGCGUCACUGGAUGGACUGUCUGAAGAACAAAGGCAGCCGAGUGGAGCGGUGGCACAUCCUCACCAACGAGCUGCCGCAAACCUUCAGCCACGACUAGGGCCAAGGCCUGAGGUCAGAGGUCACAGAGAUCCUCGUCAGUGGGACGAACUCCAGCAGUAACUCACAGGAAACAUGUAUUAUAAUGACGGUGGAGAGCCGGAGGAGCAGCAGCAGCACGCGGUGUGCCUUCAUUACUGAUCACACACACACACACACACACUUACAGGGUAAGAGCGAUUCUGACGAGGACUCAUCGCAGCGUCACACCUUAAACUAAUUUGCAUGUUUUCUUUAUUGAAGAAAAAUUAGUUCCCAAAAGAGAGACAUUUGUGUUAUUAGCUCCAUAUUUCAGACUUUCUUUACAAGAGCAAAAAAAUGUGUAUUUAGCAUUUAAAUCUUCUGUUUCAUAUCGAUUGAAACCAACGAUAACCUUAUUUUAUUGGCGGCUGUAAAUCUCUUUAACUUACCUCUGACAGGUACAGAUCCCUCCGGUAAAGAUCAAAGAUGAGACUGAUGGCAGGACGUAGAGAAAAAUCGGUUUUACCGAUUUUUUUACCAAAAAUCAGUAAAAAUUUAAAUCAUGUGUUUCAUAAGUAACAGGUUGUAAAAUGUAGGGUUUUAUUUGAACCCCAGAGACUGCCGUGAAUCUCUUCACUGUACCUCUGACGGAAGUAGAACAAAUCAGGUUUCUGGUAAAGAUCGGGUAGUGACACUGACGACCAAAAAUCUAAACAAAAUCUAAAUGUCAGGUUGUUGUCAAACCCUGAAACUAUUAACGACAGGACGACAUAUAGAAGAGGCCUCAAAUAACAGGAAGUAGAAUAAAUCGGGUUUCCGGUAUAGAUCGGGUAGUGAAAAACACUUAAUAUUCUGUUUCAUGACUGUUAAAAUCAACGAUAACAGUAUUUUAUUUAAACACCAGAAACUGACUUGAAAUUGCUUCAAAUCACCUCUGACAACAAGAAGCACAAAUUGGGUUUCAGGUGUAAAUCGGGCAGUGACAGACAUUAAUCAUCUAUUUCAUAGCAAGUAAAACCAACUUCACCGUAAUUUUAUUUGAACCCCAGAGACUGCCACUGGUGUAAAUCUCUUCAACGUACUUCUGACAGGAAGUAAAAUAAAUCGGGUUUCUGGUAUAGAUCAGGUCGUGACACUGACGACCACAAAUCUAUUAAAAAAAUGAAAUGUCAGGUUGGUGUGACACCCUGAAACUAUUAAGAAGAGGAUGACACAAAGAAGAGACCUCAAAUAAUAUACGAGGACAGGUUGUAGAAUAAAUCAGGUUUCCAGCAUAGAUCGGGGAGUGACAGGCACUAAUCUUCUAUUUCAUAACACAUAAAACCAACUUUAGCAUAAUUUUAUUCAAAUCCCUGAGACUGCCGUGAAUCUUUUCAAAGCGCCUCUGACAGGACAUAGAAUAAAUCAGGCUUUCGUUAUGGAUCAGGUUUACCAUCGGGUAAACAUUUCAAUAGUCUAUUUCAUAACUGUUAAAACCAACAAUAACCUUAUUUUAUUUAAACCCCAGAGACUGCCGUGAAUAUCUUCACUGUACCUUUGACAGGAAGUAGAAUAAAUCAGGUUUCCGGUAUAGAUCAGGUAGUGACACUGACAACAAAAAUCUAUACAAAAUCUAAAUGUCAGGUUGGUGUCACACCCUGAAACUAUUAAGGAGAGGACAGCACGAAGAAGAGGCCUCAAAUAACAAACAAGGAAACAACAUAGAAUAAAUCAGGUUCAUGGCAUAGAUCAGGUUUACCGUCGGGUACAAUUUUAAAUAAUCUAUUUCAUGACUAUUAAAAUCAACGAUAACAUAAUUUUAUUCAAAUCCAAAAGACUGACGUAAACGUCUUCAAAGCACCUCUGACAGCAAGACGCACAAAUCGGGUUUCCGGUAUGAAUCGGGCAGUGACAGACAUUAAUCAUUUAUUUCAUAACAGGUAAAACCAACUUUAACGUUACUUUAUUUAAACCCCAGAGACUGCCUUGACUCUCUUCAAUGUACUUCUGACAGGAAGUAGAAUAAAUUGGGUUUGUACGGUAUAGAUCGGGUCAUAGAUGCGUCAGCAACAUGAAAAGAUGAAUAAAAUAAUAAAAUUAGCAGCUUCUCGUUACAUAUCGCUCAAACCCGAAUAAAAUGUUCUUGCCAUCUCUCCGCUCUCGAACGCACCGUUUCUAUUGCACUCCUCGACGAGACUGUGAAAAAACAAACUGCAUCCUGAUGAUAAUGAUGAUGAUAUGGUUCUUCCUUGGUGUUGCAUGAUGCAAUAUGUUGAUCUACUUGUUUCUAUCUCUAUACUCCCCCUGCCUGUUUUCUAUAAAGUGUUGAGACAUGAUGAGACAUUCAGGUACGCCUCAGAUUCUUCAGUUUACGGUGUUCUUUCUUCUUUUCUGCACGACUGAAUGUACGAACGUGGCUUUCUAUACUGUUGUUUACACUGAUCUCGUGCUGUACAGGUGUUCUUACAUUUCUAUCAGCUGUUUUAUGUACGAUGCAACAAUAAAUUUGGAAUGCAACACAAA
Messenger RNA from Centropristis striata (black sea bass), 4084 nucleotides. RefSeq names its product double C2-like domains, alpha (gene doc2a). Bases 315 to 1622 code for a protein of 435 amino acids. Gene Ontology annotation, cellular component: membrane. The transcript is spliced from 11 exons. NCBI's taxonomy places the organism in Eukaryota, Metazoa, Chordata, Actinopteri, Perciformes, Serranidae. The record is from RefSeq and is a predicted model, not a curated record.